AUGGCCUUCUGGACGCAGCUAAUGCUGCUGCUUUGGAAGAAUUUCCUGUACCGCAGGAGGCAGCCGAUGCAGCUCUUGGUGGAGCUGAUGUGGCCAAUCCUUCUCUUCUUCAUCCUGGUGUCCGUACGCCAUUCCCACCCCCUACUCGAGCAGCAUGAAUGCGAGAAGCCCACGUCCGGCGUCCCCGCAGGCCAUUUCCCCAACAAGCCGCUGCCGUCAGCGGGUACCGUCUCUUGGCUCCAGGGCCUCAUCUGCAACGUGAACAACACCUGCUUCCCACGGCCCACGCCCGCCGAGGAGCCUGGCAUCCUCAGCAUCUUUAGGACUCCCUAUGCCCCCGCUGUCCUGGGGGGCCCCAGGGCCCACAGGAUGCUGGCCAGCCUGAGGCAGCUGAUGCCCACGCUGAGGGCUGCAUGUGGAGCAGGAGCAGCCUGGCCUCGGCUGAGUGACCAGCCCAAGGAGGGACCGUCCCUGGCCACUGAGCUGCAGAGGACACUGCUGCAAGGGGCCCAGGAGUCCUUAGACAGCCUUGUGGAAGCAGCAGAAGACCUGGCCCAGGAGCUGUGGGCACUGCUGUGGAGACCCCAAGGGCCAGGUGGCCCCCUGGAGGCGGUGGCAGAAGCCCUGUGCAGUGCCAGGGGGCCCAGCAAGCCGGGCGGGCCCUCCCUCACCUGGUACGAGGCCAGUGACCUGAAGGAGCUGGUGGGGCAGGAGCCGGCGCGGGCCCUGCCACACCACAGCCUGAGUGGCCGAGCCAGCUUCCCAGCCGGGGAGGUGGGGCUGGAACGUGGGCGGGCGCAGGGCCUCAUGGUGCACCCCUUGGCGCUAGGCUCCACCCGCACUGAGCUGAUGGGGGCCCUGGACGCCCACCCCCUGUUCCGCCGGCUCUGGGGGUGCCUGAAGCCGCUGGUCCUGGGGAAAGGGCUGGCGCUGUUGAAGGGCAUCCAGGAGGUGUGGGAGCUGCUGGGCGCCCCGCUCUUGAACUUCGCAAAUGACAGCGCCGGCCGUCGCUCGGCUGCAGGCUCCUGCAGAUCAAAGGAAGAAGGCAGCCAGGAGCUGGAGGCCAGGACCUGGGGGAGGCAGGCUCUUCGUGCCUUUCUGAACCCCCGAAGUGGUGGCUGCAGCUGGCAGGAGGCCCAUGCUGAUGUGGGACACCUGGUGGGCACACUGGGCCGUGUGAUGGAGUGCGUGACUCUGGACAAGCUGGAGGCUGCGCCCUCAGAGGCUGCCCUGGUGGAGCGGGCCCUGGAGCUGCUCUCCGAGCACCGUUUCUGGGCCGGCAUCGUCCUCCUGGGGCCCGAGGACUUCCCGGACUCCUCUCAGUCCCCAGGCCCUGGCCAUGUGCGCAUCAAGAUCCGCAUGGACAUCGAUGACGUCACAAGAACCAAUAAGAUCAGGGACAGAUUUUGGGACCCCGGUCCGGCUGCUGACCCGCUGAUGGACCUGCGCUACGUGUGGGGCGGCUUCAUGUACCUGCAGGACCUGCUGGAGCGUGCAGCCAUGCGCGUGCUCACUGGAGCCGCGCCCCGCGCCGGCCUCUACCUGCAGCAGAUGCCCUACCUGUGCUACGUGGACGACGCGUUCCUGACGAUGGCCUGGAUCUACUCGGUGGCACUGACCGUGAAGGCUGUGGUGCGUGAGAAGGAGAUGCGGCUGCGCUGCACGAUGCGUGCCGUGGGGCUCAGUGGCGCCGUGCUGUGGCUGGGCUGGUUCCUCAGCUGUCUCGGGCCCUUCCUUCUCAGCACCGCGUUGCUCGUGCUAGUGCUCAAGCUCGGGGACAUCCUUCCCUACAGCCACGCGGUGGUGCUCUUCCUGUUCUUGGCGGCUUUCAAGGUGGCCACGGUGGUCCAGAGCUUCUUGCUGAGCACCUUCUUCUCCCGAGCCAACCUGGCAGCCGCCUGCGAGGGCCUCGCCUACUUCGUGCUCUAUCUGCCCUACGUGCUGUGCGUGGCCUGGCGGGACCAACUGCCCGUGGGCGGCCGUGAGGCCGCGAGCCUUCUGUCGCCCGUGGCCUUCGGCUUCGGCUGCGAGAGCCUGGAACUGCUGGAGGAGCAGGGCGAGGGCGCGCAGUGGCACAACGUGGGCACUGGGCCUACAGCCGAUGUCUUCAGCCUGGCCCAGGUCUCGGGUCUUCUGCUGCUCGACGCUGCGCUCUACGGCCUCGCCACUUGGUACCUGGCGGCCGUGUGCCCAGGCGAGUACGGGAUCCCUGAACCGUGGAACUUUCCUUUUCGGAGGAGCUACUGGUUUGGGCCUCAGACCCCCAAGGGCCCCGACCCGCCCCCUGCCCCACAGGACCCCAAGGUGCUGGUGGAAGAGGCGCCCCCUGGCCUGAUUCCAGGGGUCUCCAUACGGAGCCUGGAAAAGCGCUUUCCUGGCAACCCGCAGCCGGCCCUGCACGGGCUCAGCCUGGACUUCUACCAGGGCCUCAUUACCGCCUUCCUGGGCCACAAUGGGGCUGGCAAGACGACCAUGCUGUCCAUCCUGAGCGGCCUCUUCCCACCCACUGCUGGCUACGCCUGUGUCCUGGGUCACGAUGUCCGAUCCAACAUGGCAGCCAUCCAGCCCCACCUGGGAGUCUGCCCACAGUACAGUGUGCUGUUUGACAUGCUGACCGUGGAUGAGCACGUCUGGUUCUAUGGGUGGUUAAAGGGUCUGAGUGCAGCUGCCAUGGGCCCCGAGCAGGACCGUGGGAUGCAGCAGAAGCUUUCAGUGGCCAUUGCCUUUGUGGGUGGCUCCCAAGUCGUUAUCCUGGAUGAGCCCACAGCUGAUCGCACAUUGAUCCUCUCCACCCACCACCUGGAUGAGGCAGAGCUGUUGGGAGACCAUGUGGCAGUGGUGGCGGGCGGCCGCUUGUGCUGCUGUGGCUCCCCGCUCUUCCUGCGGCGUCACUUGGGCUCCAGAUACUACCUGACACUGGUGAAGGGUCCCCCAGCCCUGGCCACCAGCAAAAAAGGUGACACUGACUUGAAGGACAACAUGAAUCCUGGGCAGGAAAGGGAGCCAGGUAGCCAGGCCAGCACUGCCGGUGUGGCCCAGCUGCUGGCCCUGGUGCAGAGCCACGUGCCUGGGGCACGGCUGGUCAAAGAGCUGCCACAUGAGCUGGUGCUGGCGCUGCCCUACCAGGGCGCCCUGGAUGGUAGCUUCCCUGAGCUCUUCCGCGAGCUGGACCAGCGGUUGGGGGAGCUGGGACUGGCCGGCUUCAGGAUCUCCGACACCAGCCUGGAGGAGGUGUGGCUCCUGGGGGAGGUGUGGGGUUGGCAGGAGGAGGGCUGCCUGGAGGCGGUGGUGCUUGGAAGGAUGAAGAGGAGUCUGCCUAUUGACAGCUGGGAGUCCCAUGGCAGAGGCUCUGAGCCCCCUGCUUUGUCUCCCCAGAUCUUCCUGAAGGUGGUGGAGGACUGUGCUGUGGACACAGGCCCAGAGGGUGCAGCCGCAGAUGGUAGGCCCAGGCAGCACCCAUGCUCAGGCAUUGCUCAUCUGGACACGACUGCAAGGCUCCAGAUUCCGCCAGAGGAGUCAGUCCUGGAGAAUGGGGGGCCGGCGGGAUCUGCCCCCGAGACACAGGCCUUGCAGGGCUCUGGGCCAGACGCCGCAGGCCGUGUACAAGGCUGGGCGCUGACCCACCAGCAGCUCCAGGCCUUGCUUCUCAAGCGCUUCCUGCUUGCCCGCUGCAGCCGCCGUGGCCUGUUCGCACAGAUUGUGCUGCCUGCCCUCUUCGUGGGCUUGGCACUGGUGUUCAGCCUCAUUAUGCCUCCUUUUGGAUACUACCCGGCUCUGCAGCUCAGUCCCAGCAUGUACGGCGCCCAAGUGUCCUUCUUCAGCGAGGAUGCCCCAGGGCACCCUGAACGUUCCCGCCUGCUCGAGGCGCUGCUGGAAGAGGCCGUAUUGGAGGAAACUUACCUGAAAAAUAACUCCAACAGGGCACCUGAGUGCACACAGCCUGCCGUCUGCCAGUUCUCGGUGCCCGAGGCUCCUGCAGAUGUGGCUAAGGUCUUGGCCAGCGGCAACUGGACUCUGGAGUCUCCGUCCCCUGCCUGCCAGUGCAGCCAGCCUGGUGCCCACAGCCUGCUGCCCGACUGUCCUGCUGCGGCCGGCGGCCCCCCACCUCCCCAGGCACCGACCAGCUCGGGCGAAGUGGUCCAGAACCUAACAGGCCGGAACCUGUCUGACUUCCUGGUCAAGACCUACCCACGCCUGGUGCGCCAGGGCCUGAACACCAAGAAGUGGGUGAACGAGGAUCAGGUGAGGAGUGUCCCCUGCCUGGAUUCCAUUCCUGUGCCCUCUGCCUGCCUGCUGGGGGACCUGCCACCCCAUCCUCCCCGACCCUCAGCUGCCCCUCCUCCACUGCCUCACAGGUAUGGGGGUUUCUCCCUGGGGGGCCGAGACCCGGGCCUGCCCUCGGGGCUUGAGGUGGGCCGCUCUGUGGAGGAGCUGCGGGCACUGCUGAGCCCCCAACUGGGGGGGGCCCUUGACCGCAUCCUGAACAACCUCACAGCAUGGGCUCUUGGUCUGGACACUCAGAAUGGCCUCAAGAUCUGGUUCAACAACAAGGGCUGGCAUGCCAUGGUGGCCUUUGUCAACCGAGCCAACAACGCUCUCCUACGUGCCCGCCUGCCGCCAAGCCCCGCCCGCCAUGCCCACAGUAUCACCACGCUCAAUCACCCCCUGAACCUCACCAAGGAGCAGCUGUCUGAGGCCGCGCUUUGA
Messenger RNA from Eubalaena glacialis (North Atlantic right whale), 4707 nucleotides. It is a transcript of the gene ABCA7, whose product is annotated as ATP binding cassette subfamily A member 7. Gene Ontology annotation, molecular function: ABC-type transporter activity; ATP binding; phosphatidylcholine floppase activity. Gene Ontology annotation, cellular component: intracellular membrane-bounded organelle; membrane. Bases 1 to 4707 code for a protein of 1568 amino acids. NCBI's taxonomy places the organism in Eukaryota, Metazoa, Chordata, Mammalia, Artiodactyla, Balaenidae. The transcript is spliced from 30 exons. Gene Ontology annotation, biological process: transmembrane transport; phospholipid efflux; cholesterol efflux. The record is from RefSeq and is a predicted model, not a curated record.